AUCCUGAGAUCGUGAUGAGCCCACAACUUAUACCAUGCGGCAGAGCAGGGGCGUCGUGACAUCUCUGGGGUGAACAUGAUACUUCAGAAACAACGCAAAAAAAAAUCGGGUUAUUCAAUUGGCACAAGUGCGAGCAUGAUGGCGAAUGGAUGCUUGGAAUGAAUCCAAGCAUCUAACUGGAUGGAUUCGAUCAUGUUUCGGUGGACACCAUACAUAUGCGAAAAAUCCCCACUGUCCCAAAAAAUCAAUUGGAUUAGCGCUAGCGGCUGUGGGUUGAUGACACUCAUCCACAAUCCACACUUGAUGUGUGGCUGUGUAACGCCAACCACAUACUUGAAUAACGCAGACUUGUGAAGGUCUUGUCUGUCCCACAUAGAAUAACUCUUCCAAGAGCUAGUACUCGUUCUUGCCUCUCUAUCCUGAACAUGUCUUCUCUUCUUUCGAAGUCGCUUGAAGCCCUGAAGGUAGGCCUCUUCUCCUAUGGUUGGUUUUUGUUCUGAUAGCUUUAAGAUCGCGACUCCGCAGCAAACCGAUGAUUCCAUGAGACGGCGACCCUUCAAGCUUGUCCGUCCACCAAGGCAACCUCAUGUUCAGUACUACGGCUAUGCCGUCUCGCCCGAGUGGCUUGUCCAGUUCACGGAGCAACAUUGGUCGGGCGCAUUGCCCGAGCGAAACGAUAUAGGCUAUGAGUACAUGGCCGCGACACGGGCAUUUGAACUGCUUCUGGAUUGGUCAGGCAUCUUCACUUUGGACAGCAAAGAUUGCUUCAAUCCCAAGGGCGGCUCUGUACCUCCAGAAUGGAUUGCUCUGUAUGAUGGUGAUGAAGAUGAUGAUGAAGCUGACGACGAAUACCCGAACAUUCAAAUUGACACCGUUCACGUGUUUGCUCUGUGCUCGGAUCAAGAUGAGUCCUUUGAGGCGCGCCCUACGCAGGAAAGGGUCGAUUUUAUGACGAAUUUGAUCGGGCAUACGCCGCAAUGGUGGGUGAGUGUUCUCGUUGCACAUAUGUAUCGGGCCUCUUCAUGGCACCUUACACUCGGACGGUGAUAGGACAGGAUAGGACGCCCAUGCUGAGCCAAACUUGCGCUCCUGACCUAUAGAAAAAUGAAGUUUCUGUGCAGCAGAGCGGGGGCGUCAUGACAUCUCCGGGGAGAGCUCGAUGCUGCGGAAACAACGCAAAAUUGUUCGGGUU
Molecule: messenger RNA, 1192 nt
Organism: Suillus paluster
Lineage: Eukaryota; Fungi; Basidiomycota; Agaricomycetes; Boletales; Suillaceae
Exons: 3
Coding region: 481-1047 (188 amino acids)
Source: RefSeq, a predicted model, not a curated record